Messenger RNA from Phragmites australis (common reed), 2847 nucleotides. RefSeq names its product E3 ubiquitin-protein ligase WAV3-like. The record is from RefSeq and is a predicted model, not a curated record. Lineage: Eukaryota; Viridiplantae; Streptophyta; Magnoliopsida; Poales; Poaceae. Bases 390 to 2585 code for a protein of 731 amino acids. The transcript is spliced from 3 exons.
GCAAGUUUCGGAGUUGGAGGUGGCCACGUAGCAACAAUAAUACAACCCGGAGGGAGUUAUCGGGAGAGGGGAAGAGGAAUUUGUGAAUAAUAAACGCUAGGGAUCCGGGAUGCGCUGCGAGCGAGUAGUUUGAGCGCUGCUGCAGCGGCGGCUAUAAUAAUCGCUGGGCAGCUUCUCACUCUCUCUUCUUGAGGAUAAAUUAUGGUGGACAGGUGAGUCGUCGUCGACGUCGUAGCAGUACUAAACUAGUUGCACACAGGGCAAACAGAGAGGAGGGAGAGCUUUGAGCGUCCUUCUCUUCAUCUUCCUCCUCCAGUUUCGUUUCGCUUCUUCUUCUUCUUGGCCUGACCAAUCAAGAAGAAGAAGAAGAGAAGAGAGAGGAGAGAGAGAUGGGGACGGGGUGGCGGAGGGCGCUUUGCACGUCCGUCCAGCGCGACGACCACGACGACUCCAAGAGCAAGAAGCGCCGCCCCCACGACGCCACCACACCCAGCCCCCGCGCAGGCGGCUUCUUCUCCGCUGUCAUCAAGGGCACUGGCAGUGGCAGCAACCCGUCCACGCCCACUCUGCGGUGCCGCACCAAGCCCCUGCAGGAGCCGGCUGAGUCCGCUCCCGUGACGCCGCCCUCCGCGCCGGCGCUCAUGAGGAAGCACCGGAUGCCGCUGCUGCAGGCGCUGUCGGCGCCGUCGUCGCCCAGAUCCCCUUCCAGAUUCGCGCUCCUCAAGGCCUCGCUCCUCCCAACCAAGUCUCGGUGCGGCGUGUGCUCGCGCGGCGUCAAGAGCGGCGGCAGCUCGGCGGUGUUCACGGCGGAGUGCUCCCACUCCUUCCAUUUCCCCUGCAUCGCCGCCCACGCCCGCUCCUCCUCCGCCGCCGGCGUCCUCUCCUGCCCCGUCUGCGCCUCGCCGUGGCGCCAGGCCCCCUUCCUCGCCUCCCUCCGCCUCCACUGCUCCUUCCACGACGGCCGCAAGGCGCCGCCGCCCGCGUCCGGUGCCCCCAAGCUGUACGAUGACGACGAGCCGCUGCUGGCGCCCAAGGCCGCGGCCAACGGCAGCGGCUUCAACCCGAUCCCAGAGGCAGACGAGGACGAUGGCGACGAGGAGGCCGAGUUCAGGGGCUUCUUCCCGCGCCCCAGGACAUCGGGGUUGGCGGUCACCGUGGCGCCUGAGACCGCGCUGGUGUCGUCCGGGCGGAGGCACGGUAAGUACGUGGUGGCCGUCAAGGCCAAGGCACCCGGGGGGCUGCGCUCGUCCUCCGCGACCCCGAGGCGCGCACCCAUCGACCUGGUGACGGUGCUGGACGUGAGCCAGGGCAUGAUGGGCGAGAAGCUGCAGAUGCUCAAGCGCGGGAUGCGCCUCGUCGUCGCCUCGCUCGGCCCCGCCGACCGCCUCUCCAUCGUCGCCUUCUCGGGCGCCGCCAAGCGCCUGUUGCCACUGCGCCGGAUGACCAGGCAGGGCCAGCGGUCGGCGCGCCAGAUCGUCGACCGACUGGUGGUCUGCGCCACGGCGCAGGGGCAGGAGCAGGCGCAGGCCCAAACGCAGAGCGUCUGCGUCGGCGACGCGCUGCGCAAGGCCACCAAGGUCCUUGAGGACCGGCGCGAUCGCAACCCGGUCGCCACCGUCAUGCUCCUAUCCGAUACACAGCAGCAGCAACAAGAUUCGAGGAAGCAGGGCAACGAUCACCAUGCUGUCCGUCGCCCGGCCGUGGCUCCGGCAACUCGGUUCACGCACGUCGAGAUCCCUAUCGGUCCUGCUGGCAACACGCCGCUUGUGGCCAAGGAGGAGGAGAAGGCAUCGGAGGAGCCUCCUGUGGAGCACGCGUUCGCCAAGUGCCUGGGCGGCCUUGUGAGCGUGGUGAUGCAGGAGGUGCAUCUGGAGCUUCUGUUCCCGACGGGAGAGAUCACGGCCGUGUACUCGUGCGGUCCCGGGCAGCAGGCCGUGUCCCUGGCCGGUGGCAACGGCGGCGGGGCGGUGAGCAUCCGGCUGGGCGAGAUGUAUGCGGAGGAGGAGCGCGAGCUGCUGGUGGAGCUGCGCGCGCCGCUGGGCGCGCAGCACAACCACCCGCACUCGCUGUCGGCGCGGUGCAGCUACCGCGACCCGGCGUCGCAGGACACGGUGCGCGGCGCGGAGCAGCCGCUGCUGCUGCCGCAGCUGCGCGACGGGAGCUCGUGGUCGCGGCGGCUGCACGACCUGUUCGUGGCGACCCGCGCGGUAGCGGAGUCGCGGCGGCUGGCGGAGCUGCAGGACCUGGCGACGGCGAUCCACCUGCUGUCGUCGGCGCGGGCGCUGGUGCUGCAGUCCCCUCCGACGCAGCAGCAGCAGGAGCUGGUGGGCAGCCUGGAUACCGAGCUGAGCGACAUGCGGUGGCGGCGCAGCCAGCAUCAUCAGCAGCAGCCAUUGACGCCCACGUCGAGGAGCGGCAGGAGGGGGGACGCGGAGACGACGCCCGUGGGGACGCCGCGAGGUGGGGAGCCGUUGACACCGACGUCAGCGUGGCGCGCGGCGGAACAGCUGGCGAAGGUGGCCAUCAUGCGCAAGUCCAUGAACAGGGUGAGCGACCUGCACGGCUUCGAGAACGCCCGAUUCUGAUCUGAUCCAUCCGAUCCACCUGUGCUGUCUGUAAUUGAGUCAUGUUGGUUUUGGUAAAUCAUUUUGCCCCGCCCCGCCACCGGCGGACGGCGGACGGCGGACGGCGGCGGCGGCGGCUAGUAGCACAGAGCAGAUGAGAGAGCUGUUAUUAUUGUUGUUGCUAUUGUUAUUAUCACUUAUAUGGAUUAUUAUGAUGACAAUUAGUGAAGCUAGCCAAAUAGAAAUAGGAGGAUUGUUAAAGACUUGAUUUUUUUCUUCUCUU